AUGCCGAUGCAGUGGAAUGAUCAGGCCGAUGCGCGGCUCUUCGCCAACGUCCUCAAGCUGCACGUCGUCAAGCUGGACUACAUCGCGCUGGCAAAGGCCAUGGGCAACACCGUAACCCCAAAGGCGAUAUCACACCGGAUCUCGAAGAUCAAAGACAAAGCGAACGCAUACCGGCGAGAUAAUCCAUACGCCUUCGACCCUGACGACGAGCCUAUUGCGACGGCGUCGCCUCCUAUUGGAGGAGGAGGAAAGCGCAAGAAGGGCUGGUCUGGGUCUAGCGGGGGAGGUGGGGUGGCAAAGGGGGGCAAGGGUGCAAAGCUCUUUGACGACGAGGAGCCACGGUUCAAGAUGGAGCACGGCGGGGUUAAGAUGGAGCUGGGGCUGGGGCUGGGGCUGCAGGAUGAUGAGGAGGUCGAUGCGGAGGAGGUGCCGAUGAUUAAGGGCGCUUUGGAGAGGAUUAGGUGGAGGGGGAGGGGGAGGGAGGGCGGCGGAGCUGGGACGGGCGGGGGCUUGGUGGGCGUUAUGGGCGGGUUGGUGUUGGGUGGAGCGGGGGCGGCGGCGGGGCCGCACGUGGAGGAGAUAGGCGGUGCACAGGAGUUUUUCCAGGCGCAUGUGGGUGCUGGGCUCGGCCAGGCAGCAGCCAUCGGCAACCUCGCCUGCGAGCCGGGCAAUGAUUUCGCCAUCGCCCACGAGCCCAUCGCCGCCGAGCCCAUCGCCGUCGAGCCCGCCGUCCAGCAUAGCGGGGCCGACAUCUCGCCGAUCAUCGCGCACCAGCAGCACGUCGACAUCAAGCCAGAGUUCGACAUCAUGCCAGCGGAGGUCAACAUCAAGCCAGAGUUCGACGUCAUGCCCGUCAACAUCAAGUCAGAGAUCGAGGUCGAGAUCGAGAUCGAGCAGCAGAUAGACAUCGAACACGAGCAGCAAGACACGAUCGAGCAGCACCUCCUCCCCGCCGACGACGCCGCCGCCGCCGCCGUCAGCUCCCUUAACUACAUCGAGCCUGAACCGGCCAUCAAGCUGGACAUUACCAAUGACUCCGUCGACGCCGUCGCCGAGGACAUGGUCAUCGAGCUCACCCCCGAGCCCGAGCUCAUUACUAUGUGUAUCGAGGCUGAGGAUUAA
Tricharina praecox is the source of this 1122-nucleotide messenger RNA. RefSeq lists its product as uncharacterized. The transcript is spliced from 3 exons. The record is from RefSeq and is a predicted model, not a curated record. Bases 1 to 1122 code for a protein of 373 amino acids. NCBI's taxonomy places the organism in Eukaryota, Fungi, Ascomycota, Pezizomycetes, Pezizales, Pyronemataceae.